AUGGAGAACGAACUUUCCAGCUCCGGCGGCUCCUCCUUGGAGUACCUCAAUGGUCAAUGGGAAUCCUUGUACCCUGACAACAUCAAGAUUCGAGACGACGACGAGAAAUUCCCAGACGACAUUGCUAAUCUCAUUGAUCAGAUGCACAAGGACCGAAACGCUCCGGGACCAGUGCUAGACAACAGUGGACCUAGUCCCCAACCCGACAACGAGCUUGGUGAGCAAUCACCCGAGACUAGUCAUAACCUCACUGUUCAGAUACACUACAUCAACGAUUAUCUGCUUCCCAGUCUAGGCCUAGUAGGACAUGUUGAUCUUACUCCACGGGUCCCAACACCCGAGAAAUCUGCACUGAUCUCUGCUUCAGGCAAGGUCCCCGCACGUAUCCCCGAUCUGCUCUGCGGGUAUAAGUUCGAGCCCGAAUUAUCCCAGCAACGAACCCCGGUCUUGUCUACGGGGAUCGAACUUCUCGCCAACCACAUGUUGCUGCACUGCCCGUUCCUCGUCAUCAGGUUCAUGGAUGAGAUAUGCUCUGAAAUCGAGUGCACUCACUCUCAGGAUGUAGCAGGCAAGUGCGCCAGUGAUUCGACAGUCUGUAUCGAACUUACCGAGCGCCUCAAUCGCGGAAAUCAGGAGGACCAAUCCCCUCUGAUCAACAGAGUUGCUUUUAGCAUUGCUAUGAGCGCCACGCGGGCCAAGAUCUCCAUCACGUGGAAGCACGAUGAUGAGUAUUCGGUAUGCAACAUCGGCACCUUUAUGCUUUACAAUCCUCAGCAAUACCAGGGCUUCUGCAAGUAUUCUCGUAAUAUCAUGGACUGGGGCAUGGGUGAGCGACUGAAGGAGAUUCAGGAGUCUGUUGGCUUUCUGCAGAACGUCGGGUUUCACCAGGACACUGUCGAGUGA
This is a messenger RNA of Ilyonectria robusta, 903 nucleotides long. RefSeq lists its product as uncharacterized. Bases 1 to 903 code for a protein of 300 amino acids. The record is from RefSeq and is a predicted model, not a curated record. NCBI's taxonomy places the organism in Eukaryota, Fungi, Ascomycota, Sordariomycetes, Hypocreales, Nectriaceae. The transcript has 2 exons.